AUGUUAGCACUACGAUGGUAUGGUAAUAAAGAUGUUAGAUUAGAAACCGUUCCAGUACCAGCGAUCACUGAACCAAAUGAUGUGAUUUGUAAAGUUACUGGUACAACUAUUUGUGGUUCAGAUUUACAUUUAUAUCAUAAAGAAAUCAUGCAAAUGCAAAAAGGUGAUAUUUUAGGACACGAAUGGAUGGGGAUUGUAGAUGAAGUUGGUAGUGCUAUUAAAAAUGUUAAAAAAGGUGAUCGUGUAGUGGCUUCAUUUCAAAUAGCUUGUGGUGAUUGUUCUUUUUGUAAAGAAGGUCUUUCUUCUAUGUGUGAUCGAACGAAUUCAAGUAAAUUACAAGAAAAAUUAUAUGGAAAACCAUUUGCUGGAUUAUUUGGUUAUACUCAUUUUGCAGGUGGAUUUGCAGGUGGUCAAGCAGAAUAUGUUAGAUGUCCAUUUGGUGAUACGAAUUUAUUAAAAAUUCCAAAUUCAAUUCCAGAUGAAAAAGCUUUAUUUUUAAGUGAUAUUAUUCCAACUUCUUAUCAUUCAGUUAAAUGUGCUGAUGUUAAAGAAGGUAAAAGUGUAGCUAUUUGGGGUAUGGGUCCUAUUGGUUUAUAUGCUGCUAAAUGGUGUAAAUUAGAAGGUGCAAGAAGAGUGAUUUGUAUUGAUAGAGUUCCAGAACGUUUGGCAAUGGCUUCUGAGAUCCUUGGAUGUGACGUGAUUAAUUAUGAUGUUCAAACUGAUGUGGUAAAAGCGAUAUACGAACUUGAACCAGAAGGAGUUAAUUGCGCCAUCGAUGCAGCCGCCUUCCGUUAUACCAAGGGGAUCAUUCACACCGUUCAACGUGCAAUCGGAUUGGAAACUGAUUCAUCCGAAGUUGUGAAUGAAGCCAUCCAAGCAGUAAGAAAAUUCGGAACAAUCUCUCUAGUAGCUGAUUACGCAGGUUGGACCAAUCAAUUUCUAAUUGGAGCCUUAAUGGAAAAAGGUAUCACAUUAAGAGGUACAGGUCAAGCACCAGUACAAAUGUAUUGGAAAGAAUUACUUAAGAAAGUAGAAAGUGGAGAAUUUGAUCCUACCAUCAUCUUAAGUCAUAGGUUUUCUAUAGAUGAAUUUCCUGAACUUUAUAAAUCAUUUGAUGAAAAAGAAAUGGGUAUUUUGAAAACUUUUGUUCAAACUCGGUUUUCCAAUCCUCCUGCUCCUGGUACUCCUUCACUCAGUUCUUUGAAAUCACAUGAUGUUAAACCUAGUGCAGUUCAUGCUUAA
Molecule: messenger RNA, 1242 nt
Organism: Melampsora larici-populina 98AG31
Lineage: Eukaryota; Fungi; Basidiomycota; Pucciniomycetes; Pucciniales; Melampsoraceae
Exons: 4
Coding region: 1-1242 (413 amino acids)
Molecular function (GO): zinc ion binding; oxidoreductase activity
Source: RefSeq, a predicted model, not a curated record